This is a messenger RNA of Rhea pennata, 2193 nucleotides long. RefSeq names its product triggering receptor expressed on myeloid cells 2-like. The record is from RefSeq and is a predicted model, not a curated record. Gene Ontology annotation, molecular function: signaling receptor activity. The coding region runs from base 79 to 675 and encodes 198 amino acids. Lineage: Eukaryota; Metazoa; Chordata; Aves; Rheiformes; Rheidae. Gene Ontology annotation, cellular component: cell surface. The transcript has 4 exons.
AAGAAAGCUGCUCUUCAGCAAGAGUCCUUUUUACUUUUGCUCAGACUCUACUCUUGUACCCUGUUCUGCUGGACAGACAUGGAAAAGCUCAUACACGUCACCUUCUUGGUUUUCUUGUCAGCAGCCUGUGCUGCAGAGAACAUCACUGUGGUAUAUGGAAUGGAAGGUGGGACCAUUUCUAUCAACUGCACCUAUAACCCCUGGCAGGAGCGGUGGAGAGAAAAGAGCUGGUGCAAGCAGGUUGAUGAGAUCAAGUGCCAACAUGUGGUGAGUGCUCGCCGCUUCUGGCUGCAGUUCCUGAAGAACAGGAAUGGCACCACUUCCAUCAGUGACAAUGUCCACGAAGGGGUCCUGACGGUGACCAUGAAGAGGCUCAAGAAGCAGGAUGCUGGGCUCUACCACUGCAAAACUGACUAUCUGGGAGAAACAAAGACUUUACAGAAGGUGCAAGUAGAAGUGUUGACAGUAUCAGGUACAGUGCAGACUGAAAUGCCACAGGAGCCUAGUGCUGUGCAGAGCAUCUCCAGCACCACUCCUGCGGCUGAUGUCACUGUCUUCUACACUGUUACUACAAUGCUGGUUACUAAGUUCCUGGUGGCUGUGCUGAUCUUUACUGUUGCCAGCAGUAGGAAAAACAGACACAAACACAGAGGAGAAGAACCAGAGCUUCAAUGAACAGCGGCUCCUCCCUUCCCUGGUAGCCUGUCUGAGCACGCAUGGGAUGGAAUCAGACCCUCCUGGGAAAACACUGCUUAGAGCCAACUCAAAGAUAACAGGGAAUCACAUAGCAAAGAAAGUCAAACAUUCACAGGCAAAGAAUGCUUUGCCACCUGCCAUAAGGAUCGCCUACUAAACAUAGGUAGCAAUGAACUCUACAGAGGGAAUGCCAGCAUCUGCCACCUUUUCUCAUUGCUUCUGAUCAACAUUUUUUUCAACACAACAGAGCUGAAAAGUUGCUGCCAGUAACACCUGAGCCUGAUGGAAGAGGACAGGGCUGGGAGCUAGGGGGAGAGGGUAUAUCAAGUACUUUCAUGAAGAGAGCCAGCACAGACUUGCCUGCAUGCAGAAACAGUUCUGCAGGAACUGGAAAGGUGAGAGAGCUCUGCUCAGUUCUCCCCUAGCUCCAUGCCAGGCAGAUAAACCUUUGCUGCUCUGCAUGGCUACUGGCAAAUGCUUUGUUACAUGUUAUUAGUUAUAGACUACAGACACAUCAGUGAAUAUAAAGGGAAGUUCGACUGAUGGUGCUCCACCACCAUAUGUUUUUUGGGAGCAAUUCACAAGCUCUGUAAACUCCUCAUCCAUAAGACGUAAAAAAGGAAAAACCUUACUGUGCCUCAAAUCUCCAAGGAAUUUUCCUAAUUCACUGAAGACUAGUGUUAAAGAGCUAAUAGCUUUUUCAGCAUGUCUUACCUAUCUCUAUAAAACCCUUGAAUGUUUCUACUCAAAAGCAUGAAAUAUAGCCAGUAGUGGAUGGUUUGUAUUAAAAACUAAUGUUACUAUUUGUCUAGAAAUCAGCUUUGUAACUGAGAUUCCUCUCUCUAAAGACUGAAGCCACUGCCAUAGUGAUGGCAAUGCAAUUCUCUCUUACUAUCUGUAGAGGGGCCAGUAAGUGUACCAUACCACAGGCAGAGUAAUUCCAGCUAGUCAUCCCUAGUAUCAUUCCAGUAGGGUCUGAAUUGAGACCCAUCAAGUUCAUGUCAUCUCAGAGUCUUCAAGGCGAUAAAAGGACUCACUCCCAAAGAUUACCUUGGACAGUGUGGCUCUUUGCUGGACAGUCAUAUGAAGUUUGACCCUGUUUGAGCAGGGGGUUGGAAUAGAUGAUCUCCAGAGCUCAUCUCCAACUUCAAGCAUUCUGGGAUUCUGUGAAGGGCAUAAUGAACCGCAAAACAUAACAAAAUGGGAUGUGAAGUCUACACUCAGCUCUGAGUCUACUUCCUAAUUUCUCAAACGAUUUUGCAAAGAAAGAACUGUCCUGCUGUAUUUCUCCCUGUACUUUUUCCACUUGCUUAGGGGGAUGUUACCAACAUGUGAUCAUUGCUCAUCACUCCCAAAAGAGAAACUGCAUUUCAAUUGACCAGGAGGAGAUCUCAUUACUAGUGCUGAACUUCACCAAAAAAUAAAAAAUCAACAAGCAUUCAGCUAAGCCCACUUUUCUACUCCAAACCCAGGGCCAUUCACCCCUCUUUUCCCUAC